This is a messenger RNA of Helianthus annuus (common sunflower), 804 nucleotides long. RefSeq names its product subtilisin-like protease SBT3.17. The record is from RefSeq and is a predicted model, not a curated record. The coding region runs from base 142 to 555 and encodes 137 amino acids. The transcript has 3 exons. NCBI's taxonomy places the organism in Eukaryota, Viridiplantae, Streptophyta, Magnoliopsida, Asterales, Asteraceae.
CACGAGACACCGAAAACAGAAAUCCAGAACUUUUGUCUUUUACCUUCCAUGUUAGCUUAACUCGCCUGCAUAAUUCCUCCCUUCGUCAGUAAGCAAACUAAACCUUCAUAUCUCUUUCUUUCUUUCUUUCUUUCUAUAAAAAUGGCUCAUCGAUCCCUAUUAUCAUCGUGUAACAACACCCUAUCUCUCAUCUUCCUCCUCAUCAUCGUCACCAUAUCAUCAUCAUCAUCAAUGGCCGAAACCGAUUCAUCCGUUCCUGCAUCUGUAUCAGCACCAGUAGAAGAAGAAGCAGCAGUUCACAUCGUUUACACCGAUCGACCUCAACACGAAGAACUUGAAGAUUAUCACAUUCACACGCUCUCUUCGGUCCUCGGAAGUGAGGAGGCAGCAAAAGGAGCUUUGCUGUAUACUUACAAGCAUGCAGCUUGUGGGUUUUCUGCUAAACUCACUCCCAAGCAAGUUGAACAACUUUCAAAACAACCAGGUGUUCUCCAGGUGGUGAAGGACGGGACCGUGAGGCUCCAUGAUUCACCUGCAAAGCUGCACACCCUCUAAAGAUAUCUACAACUGCUGAUGCCUAUAGGAGUGUGAGCGUUUAAUCCCUCUUUAAACAUGUAAACGUUUGUUAUCUUGAUGUCUGUUACCUUUUAAUGGUGUUACUUCGUCUGAAAAGGAUAACAUGUUAAAAAGUUCUUUUAAAAUAAUGUUUGUGUUAGGGGACUUCUGCACCUUUCUCAUCUAUAUGUUCAAACUGAACUGUGUACUUUCUAAUCACAUAGUUAUGCCAGGUUCUAUUAGAAAUUA